Messenger RNA from Zingiber officinale, 1771 nucleotides. Its product is annotated as E3 ubiquitin-protein ligase APD2-like. The record is from RefSeq and is a predicted model, not a curated record. Lineage: Eukaryota; Viridiplantae; Streptophyta; Magnoliopsida; Zingiberales; Zingiberaceae. Bases 114 to 1472 code for a protein of 452 amino acids. The transcript is spliced from 10 exons.
GGAGGAGACUGGGCGUUGGCAAUUUGACCGGCCGUUGCUCCACCUCCAGCCUCCUCUCCAAAUGGCCACCGAGCGAUCCCACCGCACUCCAGUGAGCCACUUCUUCCGCCUCCAUGGAGACCACUACCUUUCUCUUCCUCCCUCUUUCUCACCCUUCACUUCCUUCCUCCUCAGCCUCCUCGCCGCCGUCAUCACCGCCACCUCCACCGCCGCCACCUCCCCCUUCGACGACUCCGACCGUCUCCCAUCGUAUGAAUAUACUGGUUACCAACGUUCCGUCGUGGCAGAUCAACGACGACGCUUGGUCCUGCUUGGUCAUCCUCCUCACGUUUUGGUUCUUCGCAGCUUCGAUGACAUUGAUCCUUGGCUUUUACGGCUCCGUCGACCUCACCCUCGGCCCCAAUUGCUCCCGGAAUCUGCAGGCAAAUCCCUUGUUUGUGCAGGAUAUAAAGCUGAAAGCGGACGAGGAGUCGUCGAAGCACGGGCCGAUGCUUUACGGGUUUUACGAGCCUCCGCUGCUUGACGUAUUGACUAAAUGGUCAGUGACUCGAAAUGUGUCCGUCCCCUCAAACUUUCACCAGGAAUGGAUAUACUAUCUCAACAAAGGCUCACAUAUCGAGAUUUCUUAUGAUGUGAAAUUGCAUGGCUCAUACCCGUUGAUCCUAGUCAUCGCCCAAGGAAAGGAAAGCCUUGUUCAAUGGAUGGAACAACCAUCACAUCCUAAUACCACAUUGUCAUGGUCUCUUAUUCAUGGAAAUGGAAAAAUUCAGCAAACUAUUGAAAAACCUUCUGAUUAUUACAUUGCUGUGGGUAACUUAAACAAUAUAGAAACGGAGGUUGAGCUGAUCUUCAACAUUCAGUCUAUCACGUACAACACAUCUGGGGCGUAUUAUAAAUGUUCACUGAAUCAUAGGAUCUGCUCUUUGAAUUUGUUCUUAGAAAGGACCAAUGUUGCAAUUCUUACAACUCCAACUCCUGAUCCAAGUAUGCAGAUUGAUGAAUGGUACUUUAAGCUGACAUAUGGGCCUCGAUGGCUGACUUAUUUUGUUGGAUCAGGUGUGAUGACUAUACUAAUUUUUGUGGGGUUCCAAGUAUUUAGCACUUCACAGAAUUACUCUCAGGAUGGUACUGCUCAUCAAACAAUAAAUACCACAACGGAGAGGAGCCCCCUGCUCUCUAACAAGGAUGAUGAUGAUCAGAGCUUAGGAUCAUCAUAUGAAUCUGUUUCCCACGACGAGGAAGAUAUCAAUGAACCUCCUGAGGCAGGAGCAGACCUGCCCAAGGACAGUGAAAUUGACAACUUCCAACACCUCUGCACCAUUUGCUGUGAUGUUCACAGGGACUGUUUUUUUCUUCCUUGUGGGCAUUGUGUAGUGUGCUUUGCCUGUGGAACAAGGAUCUUGGAUGAGGCUGGCACAUGUCCAAUCUGCCGGAGGAAGAUAAAGAAAGUAAGGAAAAUCUUUACUAUUUGAGUUCCAUAUAGGAUGAAAAGCAAAGGAAACAAAUCCUACUUUCCUAAAAGGUAGAAACUACGCAUUAUCUUGGGAGUAAAAUAUCUAUCGGUCUGAUCCUUUUAUUUUUGUCAGAUCAAAUGAAAACUCACAGUGAGUUUAAUCCUAGCAGUCUUUGCCCUCUUGUACGCUGUUAUUAUGAUUCUGCUAGAAGAAUUGUGUAGUUGGAACUUAAACAGCCUUGUCUUAUCUAUUUCUGUGGCUCUACAUUGUGUCAGUUCAAUAGUUCAUAUCAUGCAUCAAUUGUUGCUUCUUGUUCA